Messenger RNA from Branchiostoma floridae (Florida lancelet), 2206 nucleotides. RefSeq lists its product as uncharacterized. Lineage: Eukaryota; Metazoa; Chordata; Leptocardii; Amphioxiformes; Branchiostomatidae. The coding region runs from base 78 to 1157 and encodes 359 amino acids. The transcript has 2 exons. The record is from RefSeq and is a predicted model, not a curated record.
GGAAUUUGCAUAUAUCCCAUGAUGCACCGCGGUCUCAACUAUAUAUACGCUCGAGCCGUGACGUCAUCAUUUGAAAAAUGGCGGGUUCCGGUGAUGGCAGCAUCCCGGGAGCUCCCGUAAACACAGUGUUUACGGUUGAACCAAAGCUGUUGCAGGACGCUCCAGAAGUUUUACUUUGCUGUGUAAACACUCACCAGUUCCCAAUCCAUUUCUCGGGGGUUUCGUGCAUCGAAGUAGCUACACGGCGCUGUCACAUAGCAGUACCGGGCGACCCGCCGUCAGUGCGCCGGCUGUGCUUGAUGCCUGAUCGGAACCUGGAUAGCCUGUUCGCCGGGGUGACUUCCCCAGUGAAACUACGGAUCAAGUCGAGUUCUACCAUUCAUUUCGAAUGCUCUAAAGAUGCUGAUAGGCAGCAGGCCAGAGGUACCCUUCUUUGGGACACAGAGAUACUGCCAACAGACAGUGCAGCCUUCAUACUUCCAGCAGUGACGACAGAUAUCCCGGCUGACUUACCGUACGAGACAGACAUUCAGCCUGUAGACCCCAAUCUACCAUACCCUGACCAUUGCAACUGUCAGAUGUCUGAAUCUGUACAGUCACCUCCAAUACUUUGCGACAUGCAAACAGAGUCACAACUAGACCCUCUUGUAUGUAGCUUGGAGGACUUGCAUUUUUCUUCAGAUGGGGGGGAGUCGGAUGACCAAGAUCUAGAUGCAGAGUUGGAAGAAGACGAAGACACAGAUAACCAUGCUGCAAAUCGUAUGAGUGGGCAGAUUUUUUCUGUUGUUGGCUCUACGUGGCAUACUAGUUGUCAGGCUGUGCUAGAUAAGUGUGAAAAACUGAGAAGGGAGGGAGAAGAUGUCAAAGUCCAGGUAGCCUUUGAGCCCACCAAUAUCAAGGAUAGGAAUGCCAUCGUGUUUGAAAUGUUCAUAGAAAACACUUGGCAGAUAGUGGGUUAUUGCCCAGGCCCCAAAGUCCCCAAACUGACAAGAGCAAUGAGAAAUGGUUUCAUCACUGAGAUUGCGAUGCACAAGUUGACUCAUUCCUUCUGCUUCCCUGCAAAGAAAUUCAUGUACAAAGUUCAGGUGAAGAUUGUGAAGAGAGGGAUUUGGGAAGGCGAUGCAAAAGACUACAGGUUCAAUUCGGUCAUUGUAUAAAAAGUAUAACGAGGCAACAACCCAUCAACUCGAUUUGAUCUGUAGUUUUAUUGGGAAUUUUGUUACUCGCUUGUGCCUCCACUCUUAACUUUCUGCCCUGACUCACUAUAUUAUUAGUGGAGGGCGAUACCACAUUGCGACUGCAAAAAAAAGUGGUCGCUGGUUGGAUUAGGCAGUUGGUUGCUGGGAGAAAGGCAAAAACUGAUAUCUUAUAAGGUCAGAACCCGUAUAACACUUAGGACUAUGUCUAUACAUGUUCUCCUCUUUCCUGACUUGCAACAAAAUAACAUCUUUUAUGAGUAUCAUUGAGUAAUAAAACUUAAGGUUCUGAAGAAAACAAAAUCUGAAGAGCAUGCCUCAUAAGUUCAAUAACUAGUUUGACAGUUACAAUAACUAGUUACAAUAACUAGUAUAACACUUGCAACAAUGUAUAUACCUGAGUUCUCUUCUUUCUUGACUUGCAACAAAAUAGCAUCUUUUAAGUAUACAUUCAGCAAUAAAACUAAAGGUUCUGAAGAAAACAAUAUCCGCAGUGCUUGCCUCAUAUAUACAAUAACUAGUUUGACAGAAGGAUACUUCAAAGCAUAACUAGGCAAAAACCUGUAUAACACUUGCGACAAUGUCUAUAUAUACCUGUGGUCUCAAGAUCAAAAACUGAUUGUCAUAUAAGGUCAAUACCUGUAUAACACUUGCAACAAUGUCUAUACCCGAGUUCUCUUCUUUCCUCACUUACAACAAAAUAGCAUCUUUUACAAGUAUACAUAUACAGAAUAAAAAGUAAACAUACAUAAAAUAAAAGACUUAGAUAUAUACAACAGUGGUGACAGGUGGAAACAAGUGGCUACAGGCACUUUCUUCUGUAAAAAAACAAACAAUGCUUGGUACCAUGACUAAAAAGUACAUUUAUAUCAAAAUCUCACUCAUCAAAAAAUCGGGCAAGUGGGGUAGGACAUGAGCUUGCCCAAUCAGCACUUUCACUUGGCUAGGACAAUAAAACUUUUGGACUUGUCCAACCCUGGAUGUGGAUAUAACAGUUUAAAAGUAAUCUU